Messenger RNA from Scophthalmus maximus (turbot), 4263 nucleotides. RefSeq names its product ATPase 13A1 (gene atp13a1). Gene Ontology annotation, molecular function: ATP hydrolysis activity; membrane protein dislocase activity; ATP binding. Bases 171 to 3743 code for a protein of 1190 amino acids. The transcript is spliced from 25 exons. Lineage: Eukaryota; Metazoa; Chordata; Actinopteri; Pleuronectiformes; Scophthalmidae. Gene Ontology annotation, cellular component: endoplasmic reticulum membrane. The record is from RefSeq and is a predicted model, not a curated record. Gene Ontology annotation, biological process: extraction of mislocalized protein from ER membrane; intracellular calcium ion homeostasis.
GGAAAGGGAACGAGCGAUUCAGGAAAACGGUCAACGGAGGCUGGACCGAGCACCGUUCCGUGCACAAUCGUAUUUUUACCGGUUACAGCACGACGGGGUGGUGGUGGGUGAUAGCGGGGGCCAGAGGAGUCAGCGAACUAGAGUGAACGACGGCGUGAAAGAGGGGGAGUAUGGUUGCAGACGGGACCCGGAGACCGGGUGAGCAGCAAAUGGCUCCCUCUGUGAACCACAACCAGCAUGACAACGGCACCGGCGACGAGCUGGUGAGCUCGGUGACGCUGUACAAGCGAAGGCCCCGGCUGCUACACGGCACCGUCCUCCCGUUCCUGGCUGUUCUCUACCCGGGCUGGCUGUAUGUGUGGUUGGGGGUGUACGGCGCUUCAGAGUAUCCGGAGCCAGGCCUCCUGGCGCUGGCUGCUAUCGGGAUCGCGCACGUCCUCACAGCUCUCUCUGGCUAUUGGUCCGUGCAUGCGCAUUGUUGGCUCACUUGCUCUAAGGAACCAGACCCAAACAAGGCUACGCUGGCAAAGGUUGUACCGACCCCCAACAACGGCUCUGCUGAGCUUGUGGCACUACAGAGGGACCAGGAUGAGAAUGGGGAGGAGACUCUAUCUUUUGAGUUUCAAAAGAUCCGCUACAUGUUUGAUCACCAAGAGAAGAAAUGUUUCCUUCCCAUUGCGUUUCCCCUCGACCACCCAAUGGGCCACUUUCAGUCCUGUCGUGGCUACCAGGAGGAGGUUGAACUCAGAGCUGCGGAAAAGCGAUAUGGCACCAAUCGUGCCGAGAUGGUGGUGCCAGAUUUCCUUGAGCUUUUUAGGGAGAGGGCCACAGCUCCCUUUUUUGUUUUCCAGGUGUUCUGCGUGGGGCUGUGGUGUCUGGACGAGUACUGGUACUACAGCGUUUUCACACUGUUCAUGCUGGUGGCGUUCGAGGCGUCCCUGGUCCAGCAGCAAAUGAGGAAUAUGUCUGAGAUCCGCCGCAUGGGAAACAAGCCCUACAUGAUUCAGGUAUAUCGCAACAGGAAGUGGAGACCAAUUUCAAGUGAUGAGCUUGUUCCUGGUGACAUCGUCUCAAUAGGACGUUCACCCCAGGACAACUUGGUACCUUGCGAUGUGUUGCUACUCAGGGGUCGCUGCAUUGUGGAUGAGGCCAUGUUGACUGGAGAGUCUGUGCCCCAGAUGAAGGAGCCAGUCGAGGACUUGGACCCAGAGCGAGUCCUGGACCUUCAGACAGACUCUCGACUCCACAUCAUCUCUGGUGGGACAAAAGUGGUGCAACAUAGCCCUCCUCUAAAGGCUAGUGCUGGACUCAAAUCUGUAGACAAUGGUUGUGUGGCAUAUGUUCUGAGAACAGGAUUCUACACCUCUCAGGGUAAACUAUUACGAACCAUCCUCUUUGGUGUGAAGAGAGUGACAGCAAACAACCUGGAGACUUUCAUCUUCAUCCUCUUCCUUCUUGUGUUCGCCAUUGCUGCAGCUGUGUAUGUGUGGGUAGAAGGGACCAAAGAUGCCAGCAGGAAUCGCUACAAGCUGUUUCUGGAGUGCACGCUAAUCCUCACUUCGGUGGUUCCACCAGAACUCCCUAUAGAGCUUUCUCUGGCGGUCAACACAUCUCUUAUUGCUCUGGCUAAACUUUAUGUAUUCUGUACAGAGCCCUUCAGGAUACCAUUUGCCGGUAAAGUGGAGGUUUGCUGUUUUGACAAAACAGGAACACUGACCAGUGACAGUCUGGUGGUACGAGGAGUAGCGGGCCUUAGGGAAGGAAAGGAGGUCAUGCCUGUAUCUGAGAUCCCAGUUGAGACACAUCGGGUGGUGGCCACCUGUCACUCACUGGUCACUCUGGAUGAUGGACAGCUGGUUGGCGACCCACUAGAGAAGGCCAUGCUGACCGCUGCUGACUGGAUCCUCACUAAAGACGAAAAGGUGUUCCCACGAGGUAUCAAAACCCAGGGACUUAAGAUCCACCAACGUUUCCACUUUGCCAGUGCUCUAAAGAGGAUGUCAGUCCUGGCCUCCUAUGAGAAAAUGGGCUCCACUGAACUCUGCUACAUCUCAGCUGUGAAAGGAGCUCCGGAGACACUCAGACGAAUGUUUUCAGCAUGUCCGCCGAGUUAUGACAAAGUCCACAGGGAAAUGUCUCGGGAAGGGGCCAGAGUGCUGGCCUUGGGUUAUAGAGAGAUAGGACACCUCAGUCAUCAGCAGGUCCGGGAGAUGAGUCGCGAUGCACUGGAGUGCGACUUGCAUUUCGCUGGGUUCAUGGUUGUGUCCUGCCCCCUCAAGAGUGACAGCAAAGCUGUCAUCAGAGAGAUCCAGGAAGCAUCUCAUCGUGUGGUGAUGAUCACAGGCGACAACCCUCUAACAGCGUGCCAUGUAGCGAGAGAGCUUCACUUCAUUCAGAGAGAACACACACUGAUAUUGCAGCCAAGUGCCGAUCAGAGUAAGACAGGUGAAUGGCAGUGGGAAUCUAUUGAUGGCAGCGUGCGUGUACCAGUGCCCCCUCCCUCUGUUUCUUCAUUCGUGCAGCAGUUUGACUUGUGUGUAACAGGGGAGGGGCUGGCCAGACUGAGCUGUGACCCCCGGCUACUCCACGCCCUCUUGCCUCACGUACAAGUGUUUGCCCGUGUCAGUCCAAAACAGAAGGAAUUUGUCAUCACCAGUCUUAAGGGGCUGGGUUAUGUUACACUGAUGUGUGGUGAUGGCACAAAUGAUGUUGGAGCUCUCAAACACGCCCACAUAGGUGUUGCUCUGCUAGCCAAUGCCCCAGAGCGCAUGCCGGAAAAAAGGAAACGGGGGAGAGAGAAGGAGGCGCCCCCAGUAGAACCCAGACCCUUACCACCUAUCAGUUCAGGAGGCAAACUGAGCUCCAGGGCAGCCAGGCAGAGGCUGAUGGCACAGAGAGAAGAGCAGCUUGCAGCACAAAAGGAGAGGAUCAGUCAAGUCUUACGGGAACUUGAAGAGGAUCAGAUACAAGUAGUAAAGCUGGGUGAUGCCUCCAUCGCUGCCCCUUUCACUUCCAAGCUCUCGUCCAUACAGUGCAUCUGCCAUGUAAUUAAGCAAGGCCGUUGCACUCUUGUGACAACUCUCCAGAUGUUUAAAAUCCUUGCCCUCAAUGCCCUGGUACUGGCCUACAGCCAGUCUGUACUCUACCUCGAGGGGGUCAAGUUCAGUGAUUUUCAGGCGACCCUGCAGGGCCUGUUGUUGGCCGGAUGCUUCCUCUUCAUCUCUAGAUCAAAGCCACUGAAGACAUUGUCUCGAGAGCGGCCCUUACCAAACAUCUUCAAUCUUUAUACCGUGUUGACUGUGCUGCUACAGUUUGCUGUUCACUUCUGUAGUCUGGUGUACCUUUACAAAGAGGCACAGAGCAGAAGUCCACCCAGAGAGCAGCAGUUUGCAGAUCUAUACAAAGAAUUUGAACCCAGUCUAAUUAACAGCACUGUGUAUAUAAUGUCCAUGGCCAUGCAGAUGGCCACCUUCGCCAUUAAUUACAAGGGUCACCCCUUCAUGGAGUCUCUCAGCGAGAAUCGACCACUACUAUGGAGUAUCGCUCUGUCAGGUUUAGCAAUUGUGGGACUUCUCUCUGGUUCCUCACCAGAAUUCAAUGAACAGUUUGCUCUUGUAGAUAUUCCAACUGAGUUCAAAAUGAUCAUUGCUCAGGUUCUGGUGGUGGACUUUGUUGCUGCUCUGCUGGUGGACCGUAUCCUGCAGUUACUGCUGGGCAAAGGAACACUUAGGCUGCCUUCUUGAACUCUGUGCCAACAGUGGCCGCUGCCCUUACCAACCAAACUGUAAAGGGAGAGAAGACCUGGAUGAAGAAGACAAUUAAAGCUGUUGUGACAUACACAAAACAGUUGAGACAGUCGUGGCGAGCAGUACACUCCACCUACCCAUUCCUUCAUCCUACUCUACUGUUUCUAUCUGUUUCUGUAUUUUCAGCUCUGUUUAAAUUGUCUUUGUUUUAUUCAUAACUCCUUGUUUUCUCUCUCUCUCUCUCUCUCUCUCUCUCUCUCUCUCUCUCUCUCUCUCUCUCUCUCUCUCUCUCUCUCUCUCUCUUUCUUUCUUCACCUGUUCCUCCCUGCUGCUACAAAGGGCCAUGAAGACAGCAGUAUUGAGUGGAGUGCUAGACUGUGUGCCAGCCAGAGUGAAACACAGGCACACAAAUGGGCAUUCUCUAAGAGAAUUGCAGAAGUGUUUUUGAUUCCUCUCCUUGAUUUUGUAAAAAGUGAAAAACAUCUCUAACAGACUUAUAAAGACAUACUGAUAUAAA